Nicotiana tabacum (common tobacco) is the source of this 1698-nucleotide messenger RNA. NCBI's taxonomy places the organism in Eukaryota, Viridiplantae, Streptophyta, Magnoliopsida, Solanales, Solanaceae. The record is from RefSeq and is a predicted model, not a curated record.
UUUACUGAAUUUCUCAUCGUUUUUUAGGUUGAUGGACACCCCAUUUAUAGCAUGGCAACGCCUACCAUUGCAGGUGCAAAGGAGAUGUUAACUUACCUUGGUGCAGAGCAGACAUCAAAAGAAAGAGUUGCUAAGAGAGUGGUUUUAACUGAUCUGAGGGAAGAGGCUGUUGUUUAUAUUAACGGAACACCUUUUGUUCUUAGGGAAUUAGACAAGCCUGUUGAAUCCUUGAAGCAUGUUGGAAUCACUGGUUCAUUGGUGGAACACUUGGAGGCACGGUUAAAAGAUGACAUACUAUCUGAGAUUAGACAAUCUGGUGGUAGGAUGCUUUUGCAUCGUGAAGAGUAUAGCCCAUCUUUAAAUCAAGUUAGUAUCAUUGGAUAUUGGGAGAACAUAUUUGUAGAUGAUGUUAAGACUCCUGCGGAGGUAUAUGCAAGUCUGAAGUACGAAGGGUAUGACAUAAUCUAUAGAAGGAUACCAUUGACUAGAGAGAGAGAAGCCUUGCCUACGGAUAUUGAUGCUAUCCAAUACUGUAAGGACGGCGCUGCAGGAUCUUACCUUUUUGUAUCACACACAGGAUUUGGAGGGAUUGCUUAUGCAAUGGCUAUUAUUUGUUUAAGGCUUGAAGCUGAGGCUAAGCUGUCAUUAGAUAUUCAUCGACCAUUUGAAGGCACUGUGCUUCCAUGUCCACCUCUAGAGAGUUUCAAUGUUCAAAAUUCGAAUGAAGAAGCACGCAAAAUGGGUGACUAUAGGGACAUAUUAAGCCUCACUAGGGUUCUUGUGCACGGUCCUGAGAGCAAGACAGAUGUUGAUAUUGUAAUAGAAAGGUGUGCAGGUGCAGGUCAUUUGCGAGAAGAUAUAGUUGAAUAUGCAAAGGAGCUUGAAAAGAAUUUAGAUGAAGAUGAAGAACGUCGAGCAUACCUCAUGGAUAUGGGCAUUAGAGCUUUAAGGCGAUAUUUUUUCCUGAUCACAUUUAGAUCCUAUCUCUACUGCUGUUCUCCAGCUGAGAUAACAUUUAGUAAAUGGAUGGAUGCGAGACCUGAACUUGGCCACCUAUGUAAUAAUCUCAGAAUUGACAUAUAAUGAGGAUAGUGUCAACACAUAUCCAACAUUAGACUCCAAAGCUCUCUGUGCAUAUCUAUAAACAUGGGGGACAUGGAAUGAGAAAUUGCUGAUACUAGAUUCAUGACUUGUGGAGGAAGACAAGUUAUUGUCAUUCUUUGAAGGGAGCUGAUAGCUAAUAACAAUUAAUUCGUUCAGAUUGUAGACAUCUGUGCUGCAGCCAAGCAAGAGGAAGCAAACUGCAAGACUGUGGCAGACAGAAGUUGCAAUGAAUCAGAACUAUUCCCAUGUAUAACAUGAGGAAACAAAAGUUCGUAGGUUAAAGGGAGGUUCAAAGUUGCAAGUUAAGGAAUAUUUCAGUACUCUAUGGUCAACAUAUCGUAAAGCUGCUUUCAAACCAAUGUACGUGUAUAACUAGCUUUUGCUGUAGAAAUGCAGAAAAAUAUAAAAUAGUAUUCGAGCUGGAGAUGUAUGACAUGUUUGUGUUAUUAACUAUUGACAUGUAUAGAAGUUGCUUCAUAUGGACAUGGAUUUAUUUGUCUUGGCAUUCAUAGACAUAACUUUGCCUCAUGGCCAAAGAAAGGAAAAGAUGGUAUGAAAAUAAUUUGAGGAAAAAGAUGAUGCAAAUUACAGGCU